GCAGUGAUCGCAAGGCUGCUACAAGACAGGAGCACCUCCUCACUGCCUGGUUUCCUUCCCAGAGCCCUGAGGUUUUCAAAGCAACCACAAUGAACAAGUUCCUGUGCUGCACGCUUGUGUUGUUGGACAUCUCUGUGAAAUGGACUGUUCAGGAGACUAUCGCUGCUCCCAAGCAUCCCUAUUAUGACCGUAGGACCAGACGCCGGUUGAUGUGUGACCAGUGCCCUGCUGGGACUUACGUCAAAAAGCCCUGCACUGCGACAUCACCGACUGAGUGUGCUCCGUGCCCAGAAGGCCAUUAUGAAGAUGACUGGAACUUUGAUGAUGAAUGCUACUACUGUAGUGAGUUUUGCCGGGAGCUGCAGUUUGAAGUGCAAAAAUGCACCAGUACCCAGAAACGCAUCUGCCAAUGUGUUGAAGGGCGGUACUUCGAACUAGAAUACUGCGCAAGGCACACAAAAUGCCCUCCAGGGUUUGGAGUUGUUGAGAAAGGUACCCCUUGGGCCGACACUGUUUGUGAGAGGUGUCCAGAAGGUUAUUUCUCCAGCGAAUUUUCAUCCACAGAGCUCUGCCAAAGCAUUCAGGCAUGGCGCGGAGACACGAAACAGGACGUGUGGCAGGGAGAAAAAGCCAACAAAUCAAUUCAACAAUGCGGAAUCGAUGUAUCCUUAUGUGAAGAGGCAUUCUUCAGAUUCGCGGUUCCUACCAAACUCACCCCCGACUGGCUCAACUCAUUAACAGGCAGCCUGCCAGGGAAGAACGUCUCUGCGGAAGCCUUAGAAAAGAUUAAACAAAGGCACAGCCCGCAGGAACAGACUUUUCAGCUCCUGAAGUUAUGGAAGCAGCAGAACAAAGACCACAGUAUGGUCAUGAAAAUUACACAAGAUAUUGAUCUCUGUGAGAACAGCGUCUCCAAACAGAUUGGCCAUCUCAAUAUCACUGCGGAGCAGCUCAACAUGCUAAUGGAAAAUUUACCAGGGGAUAAAGUUGGUAAAGAGGAAACUGAGCGUAUUAUGAAAGUGUGCCAAUCCACAGAACAGAUUCCCAAACUUCUCAGCUUGUGGAGAAUAAAAAACCGGGACCAAGACUCCAUUAAAGGUCUGAUGUAUGGAGUGAAGCACUUGAAAGCGUAUCACUUCCCCAAGACAACAAUUCAAGGUCUCCGGAAGGUGGUGAAGUCCCUCCGCAGCACCACCAUGCAAAAAUUAUACCAAAAGCUAUUCUCAGAAAUGCUGGGAAACCAAGCCCAUUUGGUGAAAGGGAAAUUGGUGUAGUUUCCCCCAGUCUUCUUUCACCCUUCACUUGCUGCUAGUAGUAAUAAUUCAGUCCGGGGGUGGGGGACGUGUUUUGCUGUAUUAAGCUUAUUUAUAUGUUUACUGGGGUGGCUGAGAGCCACCCUGGACCUUUUGGAUCAGUAUUGUUAUAACACUAAAAUCCUGUUCUGGAAUCCUUGUACAGCCAAAAGUCCCAGUGAAUUCAGUGGGUGUGCAAAUAAAGACAAA
Molecule: messenger RNA, 1502 nt
Organism: Heteronotia binoei (common prickly gecko)
Lineage: Eukaryota; Metazoa; Chordata; Lepidosauria; Squamata; Gekkonidae
Gene: TNFRSF11B
Product: TNF receptor superfamily member 11b
Exons: 5
Coding region: 90-1274 (394 amino acids)
Molecular function (GO): protein binding
Source: RefSeq, a predicted model, not a curated record